CAUUCCAGAAUGUCACUGUUCCUCUGUCUGGUUUUCUUGAUGUUUGGGCUUCAUGCUACAAUCCAUUGUGCACCACACGACAGCUCUGAAGGCAAAGUAGCUACCUGCCAUUCGCCCCAACAUAAUGCCACUCUCUAUAAAAUGUCAUCUAUCAAUGCUGAUUUUGCAUUCAAUUUGUAUCGGAGGUUCACUGUGGAGACCCCAAAUCGGAACAUCUUCUUUUCCCCAGUCAGCAUUACUGCUGCUUUGGCCAUGCUUUCCUAUGUGGCUGGCUCUAGCACCCAAACUCAGAUCAUCCAGGUUUUAGGGUUCAACCUUACAGACACCUCAAUGACAGAGUUACAGCAGGGCUUCCAGCAUGUGAUAUGUUCUUUGAAUUUGCCCAAGAAGGAACUGGAAUUGCAGAUGGGAAAUGCACUCUUUCUUGGGAAGCAGCUGAUACCACUGGCAAAGUUUUUGGAUGAUGUGAAGAUCCUUUAUGAAACUGAAGUCUUUUCUACUGACUUCUCCAAUGUCUCUGCAGCUCAGGAGGAGAUCAAUUGUUAUGUGGAGAAGCAAUCCAAAGGGAAAAUUGUAGGCCUAAUCCAAGACCUCAAACAAAAAAGCAUCAUGGUUCUAGUAAACUAUAUCCAUUUCAAAGCCCAGUGGGCAAGUCCUUUUCAUCUAUCUAAGACAGAAGACAGUUCCAUCUUUUUAGUGAACAAGACCAUCACAGUACAAGUGCCCAUGAUGCACCAGAUGGAACAAUACUAUCACCUGGUGGAUACAGAACUGAACUGCACAGUGCUUCAAAAGGACUAUAGCAAGAACGCUCUGGCACUCUUUGUCCUUCCAAAGGAGGGGAACAUGGAGCGGGUGGAAAAAGCUAUGUCAUCUAAAACACUAAAGAAGUGGAACCGCUUAUUGCAGAAAGGAUGGAUUGACUUGUUUGUUCCAAAGUUUUCCAUUUCUGCCACAUAUGACCUUAGAAACAUGCUUCUGCAGAUGGGUAUGAAGGAUGCCUUUGCUGAAAAUGCUGAUUUUCCUGGACUUGCAGAGGAUAAUGAUUUGCAACUUUCCUAUGUUUACCACAAGGCUGUGCUGCAUGUUAGAGAAGAAGGAACCAGAGACGUAGCUGCUUCCACAGAUGGACUACUGGAUGAGCCAGAAAUAAGUGUUCCCUCUGUUAUCCGAUUUGAUAGAACCUUCCUCCUGAUGAUUUUGGAGAAAAGCACUAGAAGCAUUCUCUUUCUUGGGAAAGUUGUUGACCCAACAGAAGUGUAG
Molecule: messenger RNA, 1263 nt
Organism: Jaculus jaculus (lesser Egyptian jerboa)
Lineage: Eukaryota; Metazoa; Chordata; Mammalia; Rodentia; Dipodidae
Gene: Serpina7
Product: serpin family A member 7
Exons: 4
Coding region: 10-1263 (417 amino acids)
Biological process (GO): negative regulation of endopeptidase activity
Molecular function (GO): serine-type endopeptidase inhibitor activity
Source: RefSeq, a predicted model, not a curated record